AUGAAGAUGGUGCAGUGGCCUCCCACCCCAUGUGUUGAGGACGAGGAUAUCUCGCUAGCGAAGGAACAUGUGCCUGAUGUACAUCUGGAAAAGCUGAAAAGUGAUGACCAACCGGCAAGCAGUCGUGGGGAGGUUGAUCAAUAUCCCGUGAUUCUUGAGAACCCGAGUCCAGCACAACACAAAGAUUCAAAGACAUCUCGGAAAGGCAAGCUAUACCCUCUCGUCCCAGAUACCUCCUCUCCGGACGAACCGCCAGAGCCCGUCACCCCGCCAGGGGCCAAGAAUCAUGAGCGGAGGUUUGUCUUUAUUCCCUCUGCUAAAGAUGAUCCGAAGCCAAAAGCAGAGCCUGAAACCACUCGUCGGCCUGAUAUCGUACAUCGCUCAAAGUCCACCACACAACUCAAGCCCGAUGACACUCGGGGCAGGCCUCAGGUUAAUCGGAUUCAAACAGACUUGGGGGCUGGUCUAGAAGGCAUGGUAACUGGUCAGCGUCGUGCUCCUUCACCUUAUGCCCAUGCUCGUUCGUCCACUUUGCUGGCAGAGCCAAUGGUUCAGAGCCCUCGACCCAAUGAUACCUUACUAUCUCCAAUGUCUGCACAUCAACCCAGGAGGCCGGCUUCUGUUCAUCCCGGGGCUCGUCCCGCGGUUCAUGACAGCAGUGAUUCUGAUCACAAACCCAGAGUGAGGAGAAGUGAACGAAGUCGCAGUCGAGCUGCUCGACCUAGCAUAUCACAUUCUGAUCGUUCUGAUGUGGAAAAGCCAAGACGGGAGAAAUCUAGGCGCCGGCGACAGAGUCCUGACUCAAGAUCUUCUCGUGACUAUCCUCGCCAUCGAAGCCGUGGCCCUGCUGAAGGUGGGUAUGGCACGUACAGUUACACUAGCCAAGAUCACAUCACCCCCCCUCAAACCCCAAAACCCUCUACAGAAUCGACUCGAUCAUCGGGUGAAGAUCUGAAAGCCACUGUCAACCCCAUCUCAAGCCGCCAGCCAAUGAGGAGGGGUGCCACUGACUCGCCCUACACUUCAUCUGCCGAAGAAAAUCAUAGUCGAAGAUACGAAUCUGGAGACGAAAGGAGAUUGGCUCGGGGCUUCAGAUCACGAAGGGCUUCACGUUCCCAGCUCAACAGAGACGAUGAGCUUCGUCCUCAACAAGCCUCUUCGUCACGUCGUGAUCGCGACCGUGACCGUGGGUAUCAAACAUCUGAUGAGCGAAACCGUUUUGAAGGUCCUCGAAGCCCUGUGGCUGCUCAAAAGGCACCUAAAGAUCCCAAGGCCAUGGAAGAUUAUUUUGAAAAGGCUUUUGAAGCAAACCAAAGCAAACGGUCAAGGCAAAACGCUCCACCGUCCCAACAUGCUUCACCAAUGGCAUCUCCGCCACGGAGUCCACCACGCACCCCUCGAGGUGAAAGAGCACCCAGAGAAUAUUUCGAACCACCAUCUCAGGUAUCGAAGUCGUCGCGGCAACGAUCUCGGCCUCCUUCUAUGGAUGAAGGGCAUUUUAAGGACUUGAAACCUCUGACCACUCUCCUUGGGGCAGCAACUCUGGGAGCUUCUCUCGCGGUAAAGGCUAUUCCCAGUUUGUCUCGGUCAAGCACUGCCCAGUCAGUCGACUCUCCAAGCAGUGGCUCUCUAAGUCGGCCAAGCAGUGGUCAAAGAUCUAGGAAACCUUCGCCUGUUUCUGAUGAGACUACGCCACCAGCCCAGCCAUCAUCAGUGCCGGUAUCGCGCCACAACUCGGUCACAAAUCGUGAGGAAGGUCCAUCACCCCGUGUAACAACUUACGCUGUCCAGGAUGAUCGCUUAUUACCUAGGUCUGUUCCGCGUCCAGCCACGCAUGUCGAGAUUCCUCGAGCAGCAUCACGGGCAUCGUCAUACUCACACUCUCCUGAACAAUCUAGACCAGCAGUUCUUCCUCGUGCCUUUUCGAGCUCGAUAGUUAUGCCUGGUCAACAGUCACUUCAUCUACAACCUCAACAGCCCCUUGCUUCAUCUCCCCUCUCACCUCUAUCACCGCCAGUCCCUCCUCCUCCCGCCAAUCCACUUGUCAAGAAUAACACGUUACCUCCCUGUCCUCGGUCUAAGCCCAUGGCUGGGUGCCAUGAUUGGUACACUCUUCGUGACAUGCCGAAGAUGUUUUUCUGUCCUUCUUGCAUGAAUCAUCUUGGGAGCUCCCCAUUCAGGGAUUACUUCGUUCCAAAUUUUUCGUCGGAUCCUUACAGACCUAUUGCAUGCUCAAUGAGUAAUCCAUGGAUCCGAUUUGCGUGGAGUCGAACCAUGAAGCAGGAGAAUCCCAAUCUCACGCUUCUGUGGAAGAUCAAUUCGGAUCCACCACCAGAAACUAAGAGAUGUAAUGGCAAUCAGAAUGACUUGAGGAAAUGGUAUCAUCUGAAUGAUCCCAGGAUGAAUAAGCCAGUGGAAAAUUUCGACGUCUGCUCCGCAUGUGUCCGGAAUGUUGACCUUUUAUUUCCAAAUCUGCAGUCCUAUCUAUUUGAUCGACCAACAGGAAAAUUGGCGCAGGAAAAGGUAUGCAACAUGAAUCUUGGUAGCCGGAACUUGCCUGUUAUUCUUAAUGAGUUGGAGCGAUUAGCAGACUGGCAACAGAAAUCCCAACUUCGAACCAAAGAUAUCCACAAUUUUCUAGACCGCGUUUGGCGUCUCUGUCGGUAUAGAGACUGUGCAAAAGACACCAUGCUUGGCCAUCAGUUAUGGCAUCACCAUCCGGAACUUCCAGAGCUUACCAUCUGCGAGGCAUGCUUUGAAGAGGUUGUGUGGCCAUGGAAAGAUCGACCUAUUGCGAAGGAAGUUUCCAAAACAGUCAGGCAAGUUCCAGUGCUUCAGCGAACACAGGCCCUUCCAGGCAUCAGCUGCCAGCUUUAUAGCGAUCGAAUGAGACGUUUGUUUUAUGAGGCAUGUAGCAAGAAUGAUUUUGAGCUUUUGAAGAGGGCUGCGAGAUACCGAUAUGAUAUGGAACACAGACUUCAACACAACCACAGAUUGUAUGCAAUGGAUAUGAAAGCAGGGAUUGAUAGGAGGGCAGAUAUUGAGAGCAAUGUUGCCUUUUGGAAAUCCAUUGAAUGA
Messenger RNA from Exophiala bonariae, 3078 nucleotides. RefSeq lists its product as uncharacterized. The transcript has a single exon. Bases 1 to 3078 code for a protein of 1025 amino acids. The record is from RefSeq and is a predicted model, not a curated record. NCBI's taxonomy places the organism in Eukaryota, Fungi, Ascomycota, Eurotiomycetes, Chaetothyriales, Herpotrichiellaceae.